AUGUGCUAUAACCUCAUUGCUGAUGAGAAUGCUCCUGAGGAAGAAAUCCUCUGUGUUCUUGAUGUUCCGCCUGGGAAAAUGGGACGUGUUAUUGGAAGAAGAGGGGCUUCCAUCUUGUCCAUAAAGGAGUCUUGCAAUGCUGAAGUCUUCAUUGGAGGCACCAGGGGUCCAGCUGACAAGGUGUUCAUUAUUGGACCAGUACAGCAGGUGAGGAAAGCAGAAGCAAUGUUAAGGGGGAGAAUGCUGGAUAUGUUUUAA
Molecule: messenger RNA, 258 nt
Organism: Ilex paraguariensis (yerba mate)
Lineage: Eukaryota; Viridiplantae; Streptophyta; Magnoliopsida; Aquifoliales; Aquifoliaceae
Source: the annotation of a GenBank genome assembly